AUGACUACGACAGUAAACUUCGAGCUGAACAAGUCCAAAGAAACGGCAUUGAAAAUACUUAAUAUGUUCGACAGUGGCAUUGUUCAUCUAAUCGACGGUCCAGACAUUGAUCGCCAUCGAAAUGCUCUUACCAUUCAUCAACUUCAGCCCAGCCAGCAGAGGCGUCGGAGGAUUGCCCAGAAAACCCAUUUCUUUGCCGUUACUUCUCAGACGAUGGCCUUCCUCUGUGCUAGUGUCAGACGAUACUACUUCCCCCCCGUGCACACCAAGGCACAGAAAGGCCUGAAGUACUUGCUACCGGAAAAGAGAUUCUGUACCCAGCAAACCCAACCAUUGCAGUUGUCUCAUUCGGCUCCCUCCCAAAGACGGAUUAAUAUCGCGGCUAGACUGCCGCACCUGCAUAUCCCGUUGACGGGCAACAGGUUCAACACAGAGCGCUUUAGGACCGAUGCCAUGCCGGAUAGUGGAAGGCGGGGGUUUCUCUAUAACUUUAGCUGGCCCAGCACGUCCUAUGCCCUCUAG
Messenger RNA from Ilyonectria robusta, 522 nucleotides. RefSeq lists its product as uncharacterized. The coding region runs from base 1 to 522 and encodes 173 amino acids. The transcript has 3 exons. NCBI's taxonomy places the organism in Eukaryota, Fungi, Ascomycota, Sordariomycetes, Hypocreales, Nectriaceae. The record is from RefSeq and is a predicted model, not a curated record.